CGCACUGUACGCGACGGCCGUAAACCCGCGCUCCAUCUGAGCCCGCGUGCAGAAGGCAGUCAACGUCAUAGGGACUUGGUUCCGCCUUUGGCGGAUAGAAGUCAACCCAGAGAAGAGCGCAGCUGUGCUCUUCACUGGCAAACCGUUUUGCCAGAACAAACUCAAAGAAGUCUCACUCUACGGAGCUCCCAUCCCCUGGCAACGUACUGCCAAAUACCUAGGCGUGACCUUUGAUAACCGCAUGAGCUUCUCCAUGCACAUUAGGGAAGCUAGAAAAAAGGCUGCAUACGUAAUGCACCGCCUCUACUCGAUGAUUAACGUUAAAAGUAAAUUGUCCCUCCGCUUAAAACUAACGCUUUAUAAAACUACGAUCCGUCCGAUCCUAACCUACGCUAGUGUAGUGUUCGCCAACCGUCCCAAAGCGACCCUUAAGCCGCUUCAAAACUCUGCAAAAUCGAUUCCUACGGCAAAUCACGGGCGCGCCGUGGUUUGUACGUAAUAACGACCUCCAUAGAGAUUUAGAACUACCUUCAAUAGCUAAUCACAUGAAACAGCUCUCUCAAAACUAUUUUGAAAGAGCUGCCAUCCAUCCCAACCAACUAGUGGUUGAGGCUUGCAACUAUACUCUCAACCUUAACGCUAACUCCAAGCAGAGACGUCCCAAAAACAUCCUUUACGAUCCUGACGAUGACAUGACAACUGACAAUGCUUCUCAGGCAACACAAUCACAAGCUACACAGCGUCUUCGCCGGCGAAGACGAGGUCCCCGAUAUCUAACGUCACCCGGAAGUGGGUUUUCUAACUCACGAUCUCGGGGGCGUCCGGACUGAUUCACUCAGGUCACGGUCAAACCCUCCCGAAUGGCCCUCUAAGCCGAGGCCCGAGUCUCAUAGGAGACGACCUUACAGAGCCGUUCCGUCCUCUGUUUUUAUUUCAGCCUUCGUGCACAGGCGAUGCUUCCGCGCUCGCCCACCCCCUACCGGUGACGUCGUAGUGGUUCCACAGGGAGCUAAACGGCAUUUACUCAACAAAAAAAAAAAUAUUUUCAUUUGUGGUCUCGCGCGCAAUAGAUGAUACUUACGCCUUCUCUACAGUACUCGCGAAGUUGAACGUAUUUCUCAAAGCAAAACAAUGUCGGAAGUAAAAAAGAAGAGACGGCAAUACUGUGCGGAAUAUAUUAAAUUCGGAUUUAUUGAAAAUCCCACAAACCCAUCGUCGCCUUUUUGUCUUCUAUGUCUAAAAACAUUUUCGAAUGAAGCAAUGAAGCCUUCAAGGCUGCAAGAUCAUUUGAAUAAAAUGCAUCCAGAUAAGAAAGACAAGAAUGUAGCAUAUUUUCAAGACCUAGAGAAGAAGCAUAAUACACAGCCAAGUGUAGCAAAACUAUUUGUCCAAGCGCAGACGUCGGACGACUACGCGGGUUGCGGGGUGCGGGGACACCGCGCCGGCCCGUCGUGCCAGCGACCGACGCGCGGACACUUCGAAAUUGAUUCGCACGGACUGUGUGCGCAUACACAAUACAAUAUUGUUGUUUGGUCUUUUAUAUACUUAAAUAAAAUUCACGAAGAGCACCAGUAUUCAUAUUUACAACCACCAGCUCGUUAACACAUCACUAUUUUUGGUCUUUCGCCCUUCUAACUUUGUGGAUUUGGAAACAAGCCAUACGACAAACAAGAAAGGAUUUCUGCAAAUGGGAAUACCUACAACACACAGCUGUGAAGAAUUACGAGAAGAACACCACGGAAACAAAGGACGAGGGACACGAUACUGAGUGAGUUCGUUCCAUUUUCCUUCUUAUUUUUCCGUCUUCCUUGCGCCUUCCUUUCGAUUUUUCAAAAUUAGAAUUUCUUCACACGCUUAAGGUAAUCAUUAUUACGUAAUAAACUUACAUCUAAUUCUUAUAAUAAUCAUAAUCUUCAUAUGUACUUAAAUACUUUUAUUGAGAAUUAUAAUAAUCAUUCAUUAUGCUCCAAGCUAAUUUUUUUAAUUAAUUGCUUGCUUAUUCAUUUAAUAUUACACGUAGUUAACUACCUACACGUAUUCAACUCGCUUCGACCGCUCGGCCGCUCGGCCGCUCGGACAAAAAACCGGUUCCUUAUCGCUAGCGACGUAGUUCUCAUACCUAUCUUGCAGUCAAUUUGCAUCGUAAUAAUAUAAUAUGAAUGCAUCAAAUAGGUAACUACUCAUCACGCGCGGCUUUUUAGCUGUUUUCGGCGGCUGCUAAGCAAGUUGACGACGACCUUCGAGCUUCGUACAAUAUCUCUUUGUUAAUUGCUCAAAAAGGCAAACCACAUAACAUCGGAGAAGAGUUAAUAUUGCCAGCAAUAAAUCAAGUUAUAACUACAGUGGACCCCCGGUAAUCCGGCCUCUGACUAAUCCGGCGCCCCCUGUAAUCCGACAUGACAGAAUUAUGUUUGACAAUUCUUGCUAAUAUCACGCAAGUUUGAACAGGUCACAACUCGUACGCGCCACCGCUAUUGUGCUCGACGCGUAUGCAUUGUUUUACUUAGUUUGAAUUUGACUACUAGUGAUAGCGGUACGGCUUAGCGUACGUUCAUUGUUUACUACUUAUUUAUUCAUUGUGUAUUAGGUAUAUGUAGUACCUAGUAAUGUCGUCAUAAACCCACAAGCGAAAGCACAAAACGUUGACAAUUAAAGAAAAAUGUGAUAUUUUAGAUCGCUUAAAUCGCAAUGAAACUUUCAGUAGUUUAGCAAGUGAAUACGGCGUAGGCCGAUUUACAAUUUAUGACAUUAAAAAAAAACCACGAGAAGAAGUUCGUGUCAACUACUGACUGCGGGCCAGGUAAGAGAUAGACACUCAAGGAAGCUGAACAUCCAGAAGUGGAAGAAGCUUUGUACAUGUGGUUUCUUCAGGAAAGAAACAUGCAUGCACCAAUUUCGGGACCCAUGUUGGCGAUGAAAGCUAAGUUUUUUUAUAAGGAAAUAACAAAAAAAGAUGAUUUUGUGGCCAGCAAAGGAUGGCUAGAACGUUUUAAAAGUCGUCAUGGCAUACGUUUAAUGACUAUUACAGGAGGGAAACUUUCUAACGAUGCCACCUGCAUAGAGCCCUUUAAAUUAAGAUUUUUGCAAAAGGUGAACGAUUUAAAUCUUGGCCCGUCACAGGUGUAUAAUGCAGACGAAUCAGGGCUUUUUUUGCGUGUGAUGCCUAACAAAACUUUCGUUUCUUGUAACGAAAAAGACGUACCUGGACGAAAAGUGAGUAAAGAGCGUGUAACCAUACUACCAUGUGCUAAUGCUGCAGGUACACACGCGCUUACGAUGGUGGUCAUUGGGAAAUCUAAUAAACCAAGGGCAUUCAAAAACAUUGAUUUACCUGUACACUAUUACGGACAAAAAAGUGCAUGGAUGACAAAAGACCUUUUCAAAAAGUGGUUUGAUGAAUGCUUGGCACCUGAAGUUAGAAAAUGGUUAAAAGAUCAUAAUUUUCCUCAAAAAGCGUUGUUGCUUCUUGAUAACGCUCCCGAUCAUCCGUCUGAAGAAGAACUGACAACUGAGGAUAAAUGCAUCACUGCGAUGUUUCUUCCGCCAAAUUGCACUGCACUGAUUCAACCAAUGGACCAGAACAUCAUUCAGUUUGUUAAGCAAGACUAUAAAAAAAACCUACUUUUAAGAGCCGUAUCAAAAGACCAACCAAUAGAAAAAACUUUAAAAGAAUUUAAUAUGAAAGACUUGGUUUUUGCUCUUAGUCAGUCGUGGAGUGCGUUACCGUCAUCAACUAUUAAAUCGUCUUGGAAAAAGUUAUGGCCAGAUAUAAUCACCACUCCUAGCAACGAUCCACAAAUCAGUGUAACUUCGGAAGUUAUAGAACAAGUCUCUACUGAAACACAGAUAAGUCCGGAAGAUUUGGAAGUCUGGUGUCGUGGAAUGGAUAAAGAAGAAAAUGUUUUUCUUGAAAUGCCUGACGAAGAUAUUAUAAAAGAGGUUUCUAAUAAUACAACAAACGAUCAGGAAGAUAACGACGACGUGAUUGCAACUGCUCCACAAGUCACAGAUCAAGACGCAGUUAACGCUUUUGAGCUAGGUUUUGUGACGGAGUAAAGCGCCAUCUGUUGGUAUGAUGACGAAAUCCGUAGAAAACGCGCUCAUAAAAGGUGCGAAGAAUUGAUUAUAUUAUGGGUCGCUAGUGAAUGGCCGUCUAAAUCAUAGAUGGCGACAGGAUCGUGUCUCUUCGUGUGAAAUUGCGUUUCGUUUCAGGGUCGGGGUGUGCAAAUUGGCAAUUUUCGGGUAAAACAAACUUCGUGGGGGUUCAAAAACAUAAAAUAAGGCACUAGAAUGGUGUUGGCAAGCUUAUGAUUUGUGAAUACAAAAAUAAAAGGGAUAAAGAUUUUCUAUUGUUAUAGUUAAGAUUUGUAUGAACGAACGAAUUUUUUGAUGCGUCGAACGAAAACGUGUGAGCAAAGUUCUCGCCGGGGACAGGGUUUCGGUGAUUUUCUGGAAACAGCCACCAUGAGCUGAACAAAAAUAUCCGGGGGGAAGGAUUUAAUGUAGCAGGUCUGCUGAGACCAAAAACCUUAACUAAAAUAUUAUGUUCAGCUCAUUGAAAAUAUAAGUUUUAUUAAGUCUUGGGAAAAUCACAGGAGUCUUCCUUCCCGUUGGCAAUGAAUUCGUAUAGCGACUAAAUUUAAUAUUCGGGGGGGUGGGCCAGAGAGAACUGAUAUUAUCAGGUAAGAAAUAUUUUUCACUUUACGGGACAUUGUGCGGGGUCAUUGACCACGCCGGUAGAACUUGACAAUGACGUGUCAUUUUUUUCGUUUCAGUGGGAAAAACAAGAAAGAAAUAUAUAAGAAUGAGUUUCGAGAACCUUUGAGAAUGUAAAAGGGUAAUUUAUGAGUUUUUACGAGUUUCGAAGAGGUUGUACGAAUCCGUCGUGACGUCGCGGGAUUCGUGGAAGGCUUUAAGAAGAUAGUCAUUUGCCGGUUACAACAUCCGGGAACGUCGCAAGCUGAGGCAGACGGAGUAGCCGUACCAGGUCAAGGGAGUCCGGCAGGACAUAUAACCGGGUAAAUACCCAGACAAGGUCAGUCCUAACCUGUUUACCAAGCUUGCGUUGAUCUUCGGUGUUAUGGACGAGAACAUAUCUAUACAGUGUUAAUUUCGGGGGGGGGGGGGGGGGAUUUUUGGAUAUUUGGACAUUGGAUCUGAACCGUGUUCGGAUAUAAUUUAAAGUUUAGUGCUUAACGAUUUAUGGUGGUAUUUUGUAUGUGGAAUUUUGUAUUUUGUACGCGGUAUUUUGGUAUAUUAUGAUACUUUGUGUAAUUUUGUCCAACAGCAAAUAUUAUGCUGUUUGAGGAUUCUAUAGUAGUACAUGCUUAAUUAAAGGUUUGGUUAUGCUUUCUCUUACGGAGGUGGGAUUGUGGGAAAAUAAACAAACUUUCCGUUUGGUUGGUUAGUGACCGGUAGUGUGAUUUGGACCCACGGGCUCUCAAUUCAACGACUGAGAUACCGGGACAUUAGAGCCUUUGAGUCCGGUCCAAGUAACCCACAUCUUCUUUCCUCCGUGGGACGAGAAAA
This is a messenger RNA of Bicyclus anynana (squinting bush brown), 5529 nucleotides long. RefSeq names its product jerky protein homolog-like. NCBI's taxonomy places the organism in Eukaryota, Metazoa, Arthropoda, Insecta, Lepidoptera, Nymphalidae. The coding region runs from base 2857 to 4056 and encodes 399 amino acids. The transcript has 2 exons. The record is from RefSeq and is a predicted model, not a curated record. Gene Ontology annotation, cellular component: nucleus. Gene Ontology annotation, molecular function: DNA binding.